This is a messenger RNA of Petromyzon marinus (sea lamprey), 5810 nucleotides long. RefSeq names its product leucine-rich repeat and fibronectin type III domain-containing protein 1-like. The record is from RefSeq and is a predicted model, not a curated record. NCBI's taxonomy places the organism in Eukaryota, Metazoa, Chordata, Hyperoartia, Petromyzontiformes, Petromyzontidae. Gene Ontology annotation, molecular function: protein binding.
UCUCUUCCUCCCUCCCCUUCUCUUCCUCCCUUCCCUCCUCCCCCGCUGUCCCAGUCUCCCCGCGCCUCCGUCGCCCGUUCUCUUUUGCUCUCCGCUCACUCCAUCUACAGCCUUCCCCUGCCUUCCAUCCUCCGAGCUGCUCCAGGGGUCGUCAGGAGAAACGGCUGCAAGAUGGAGUGAAGCUGCUGCUGCUGCUGCAGGGAGUCAUCAUCUUGGCACCAAGGAGAGAGGAGAAGCAGGAGGGUAGGGGCUGGCAUGGGCUCUACGGGUCACUCUGACACCGGUUAAUGGGAUGGGACUGCGAGAUUAAAGGGGAACACAUGGGAUUUCAACCGGCACAGCGAAAACGAGAAAAGAGAUUUCUCGCGUUAUCUUAUCUUGCUGACCCAGCCAGUACCCCUCUCCACAGUGCCUUGAUAUGGAUGGAGUCCUCUGCAGGAGAUCGCGAGCGCGAAUCUGUGAUGUGUGACACGGCGGUCGAGCGAGUGCAAACUUGAGAAUGAGAGAGAUCGGCGGGCAGACGGGCAGGCAGAGUGGACAGCGAGGCGCUCAGAGAAAGCAGCAAGCCAGCUAACUGGUCCUCUCAUCGGUCAGACAGUCCACUAGCCGGAUCAACUCAUCGGCCACCCAGGCAUCUAUCCAGCUCGCCAUCCAGACAACAAUUCAGGCCAGCCCGUCAUCUGCUCUGUUCUGCAUCCAGUUCGCCAUCCAAUCUGACUAGCUCUAUUCCAUUCGCAAUCCAGACGUCCAACCAGUAAUCCAGUCUCAGCGAGCUGUACAUACACUCGCCAUCCAAGCAUCUUUACAGCCAUCCACUCACCAUCGCAGCCGUCCCACCAGUUUAUUAUCCAUACAGUCCAUUCAUCCAUCCAGAAAUGCAUUCACGGCCAGCCAUCCUCCCAUCUUGUUGAAACGCCACCGGGCGCCCCGAGUUGAGAAGGCGGCUUUGCGAGCGUGAACAAGACAGGGGUAAGGGCUUGAGAGGGGGUGGGGCGGGGUAGCGGGGGCGUGGGUGCUCCAGCGGGGAGGCCAAGGAUGAACGCGCGAUCGGCCACCUAUUCCCUAUCAGCGACAGCGCCAGCGAAAUCCCUCGCCGGGCUCCGGGCCAGCUCGAGAUAAUUACCCGCGAUCAAUAUACCAGCACCAUAUCUCAAAAGUGGCUGGCCUGGGAACCCCCCCCCCCCCAAAAAAAAAAAUAUAAAUAAAUCAAGAUUUAUCUAAAGGAGGGAAAAAAGCGAGGCAUAGGCGAGCGUCGUAUAUGCACACAGAUUGGUACAGCCGCAUACAUACACUCACGUAAACACGUGCACACAGAGUUACAUACACCUAGACACACACCACGAACCGGGAGGGUCGGGCACGGACAGGCAGGAGAUACGCGCAAGGCUUCUGCUGCUGCAGCUGUAGCUCGCUUCGCCACGCGGGCGUCUGAACGGGAGAGGUAGGAGGAGGAGAGGGAUGAGUGGAGGGGAGUGCGCGCCCACGGGAUGAGAGGAGCAGCCGGAUUCAGUAGAGCAGAGCGAAGCGCAGCGCUCGGCGAGGAGCACUGAGAGCUCCGCGUGACAACAGCAGUGGAGCAAAGGUGGGGCCAAGGAAUCCAUAGCACGAGAAAGAACGAGGAGCGGUGAGCGGGGUAAGGGAACGCCACUCUCUGCUUUGUCAGUGCUGGAUAGCGACUUAAUGCAGCUGCUGCUGCUGGACAGCUGCUGAUGCUGCUGCUUGCUUCACAAGUCCCGUGCUAGCUCGACAGCAGCAGCAGCAGCAGCGUCACUACCGCUGGUAGCGAUCACUCUACUGCUGCAGGAGUGAACAAGCGACGGGAUGUUGCACACGCCGUAGCGGACUGAGAGGAGCGAGCGAGCGAGCGUUCGGGAUUGCGCUGCGGAGCGGAGGGAGCGAUGCUGGUGUCGAGCGGAGCGCAGACGCAGCCGCGCAUCUGCAUGUGACCACUCAAAGCAGGCGCGUGGACUGACAGCGCCAUGGCCCAGCCGCCGCUGGGGCCGCAGGAAACCCGGCUCCUGGCGCCGGCCGUGCUGGCGCUGCUGGCGCUGCUGCUGCACCAAGCGCCGGCGCUCUGCCCCCGCCGCUGCGUCUGUCAGAACCUGUCGCCUUCCAUGGCCACGCUGUGCGCCAAGAAGGGGCUCCUGGCCGUGCCGGCCACGGUGGACCGACGCACCGUGGAGCUUCGCCUCGCCGACAACUACAUCACGCGCCUGCGCCGACAGGACCUGGCCAACAUGAGCGGCAUGGUGGACCUGACGCUGUCGCGCAACGCCCUCGAGGAGGUCGAGGCCGGGUCCUUCGCCGACCUGCGCGUGCUACGCUCGCUCUACCUGGACGGGAACCGGCUGACGAACAUCAGCGCGGAAACCUUGCGCGGCCUCGCCAGCCUCCGCCUCCUCACCGUGAGCUUCAACCAGCUGGAUCACAUCGCCGAGGGCGCCUUCGACGACUUCCUGCUAUCCAUGGAGGACCUGGACCUCUCCUACAACAGCCUCGAGAAGGUGCCGUGGGAGGCCAUCCAGCGCAUGACCAACCUGCACGCCCUGGGCCUCGACCACAACCUGCUGGACCGCGUGGUGGCGGGCUCAUUCGCGCACCUCUACAAGCUCGCGCGUCUCGACCUCAGCUCCAACCGCCUGCGCACGGUGGCGCCCGAUCCGCUGUUCUCGAGGGCGCAGGGCGCCGGCGGGGGUCUCCUGGCGGUCAGCUUGGCCGGCAACCCGCUGCACUGCAACUGCGAGCUGCUGUGGCUGCGGCGGCAGGAGAGGCAGGACCUGCUGGAGACCUGCUCGUCGCCCGCGCACCUCGCGGGCCGCGCCUUCUGGGCCGUGGGCGAGGACGAGUUCGCGUGCGAGCCGCCGCUCAUCACGCACCACACGCCGCGCCUCGUCGUGCUGGAGGGCCAGCGAGCCACGCUGCGCUGCCGCGCCGUGGGCGACCCCGAGCCGCGCGUCCACUGGCUGGCGCCUGGCGGCCGCGUCGUCGGCGCCUCGGGCCGCGCCGUCGUGCACGCCAACGGCACGCUGGAGAUACUCUCGGCGUCGCCCAGGGAGGACGGCACCUUCACCUGCUUCGCCUCGAACGCCGCCGGCGAGGCCAUCGCCAACGUGGAGCUCAGCAUCAUUCACCUGCCGCGGCCUCCAAACGAGACCGGGUGGGCGCGCGAGCCCGACCCGGGCUCUUCCGACAUCGCCACGCCGAACAGGCCCUCGUCGUCCAUGGGGCCCGGCACCAACGCGAGCGACAACAAGGCGCACCACAAGCGGCGCGUGGCGGCCGUCGACGUGGCGGCCACCUCGGCGCUGGUGCGCUGGACGGCGUGGAAGGGGAUGCGCGGCGUGCGCAUGUACCAGGUGCAGUACAACGGCAGCGUCGACGACUCCUACGUGUACAGGAUGAUGUCUCCGGGGAGCAGCUCCUGCCUCAUCACGGGGCUGCUGCCGGGCGUCGGGUACCAGGUGUGCGUGCUCGCCAUCUACUACGACGGCACCAUCGUGCCCUCGGUGGCCGCCACGCGCCUGCUGGGCUGCGUCGACUUCGUGACGGAGGAGACCGGCGACGGCGACUCCUCGCUCUGCUCCUCCUCCUCCUCCAUCUCAUCCUCCAUGGCCAACGACGGCGCCGUCAUGCCGGGCCAGCUCCUCGGAGGCACCAUGGUCAUCAUCAUCGGAGGCAUCAUCGUUGCCUGCCUGCUCGUCUUCACCGUCAUCCUCGUCAUCGGCUACAAAGCCUGCGCCGCCAACGACGGCACCACCAAGACGUCGAGCCGGGCGAACGGCGCGGGGGGGACCGCGGCCGGCGGCACCUCGGGCGCCGCCGGCCCGGCCGACGGCUACUCCGCCGCGACCGCCGUGGCCGCGAGCCACCCCAACAGCAACAGCAGCAACAGCAACGGCAACAACGGCGGAGCGGCGGCCCCCGCGGGGCUGCCGGUGCAGGCCAGCUACGGCGACGUGGUGCGUGAGCUGAACCAGCUGAAGCUCGCCAAAGCGCCCGACCCAGCGUCCGACGUGAAGCCGGCCACGCUGCCCCGCGCGCCACGCACCGCGCGGCUCGGCGUCGAUCUGGGGGCCGAGUCGCCGCCGCCGCCGGCUGCUGCUGCUGCGACGGAACGCGCCACGCUGCCACGACGGCUCGCAGCGCACCGGCGGUCCGUAGCGUCGAUGCCGCAGCGCUCGGGGGACGUUUCUCCUCCGGCGGACAGCUCGACGCCUGCGGUGUGGCCGCGCGGGGUCGGGCGCAGGGCGACGCGCAGCCUGUCGUUCGACGGCGGCAGCUUCCCCCACGGAGUCCCCUCGCUCGGGCUGAGCGGCGCGGGGCAGCCCCGACGGGCGGGCGGCAUGUGGACCAAGCGAAGCAUGUCCGUCAACGGGAUGGUGCCCAGCGUUGAGGACGGGAAGUUGUCCGGACGCAAAGCCAUCUUCAGCAGCUCCGACUGGAUCCUCGAGAGCACUGUAUGAGCGCGGGGAAGCGGCGCUCGCAAAAAAAACGACCGCGGCGAGUGAUGGACGAACCUCCCCCCCCCCCGCUUUUGGGAAUACGUCAGCGGAGAUAACAAGAGCACAGGAAGGACACUGCGACAGCAAAUGUAACCAGAGAUUUAAAUAAAGCAAAACAAAAAAAGAUAAAAUAUAUUGUAAAAGUAUUUAAGGCUUCAGUGGCUCGCUCAGAUUUUUUUUUAAAGCAUGCACCAACUACGAAGCGCCUUUACCCCGGAGAGCGUGCGGCGUGUCUGGCCAUGAGUCGCCCCACCCACCCAGCGUCAACGCGCCCCGUUCCGGCCAUCGCAUCAACCUCGGCGCGUCGGGGAGUGGGUAUUGGCAGCGACCCGCGAAUAACCCCGUUUACAGAGCAGCAGAUGUAUGAUUUGCCCGUGGGCGCGACGGUAUGCAAGAGUGACUAGCGAGCGACUCGAGGUGGAGGUGGCUCCUGUAGCCUGCGCUGGCACUCCACUGUCCACCGCCCACGAGUUUCCGUGCCAGCGCCUCCUCCUCCUUCUUCUUCUGUGCAAUACGCGGAGCCGCGCAGAGCGAGCCCGAGUCCUUUGGAGCACCAGCGCGCAAAGAGGGCGGCUCUGCGCUUGGCCGGGCAGCACAUCGGCCUAAGCAGUUUCCUCGACAAGAGAAUGCAAAUAAAAUGAUAACGACGACGACGAUGAUGAUAACGACGAUGAUGAUUUAAAAAAAAAUGCAAAAUUUGUUGGCAAUGUACAACGGCCUGCAUAUAAACACAGCGGUUGUAAUUAACGGUCGAUGUUUUUUUUGUGUGUGUGGAUUCAUUCCGAUGUCACGCUCGUCGUUCGCAAGCGGCGACUCCUUGCCUGGUGGAUAGGGGGGUGGGUGGGGGGUUGGUGAGCUUGGGACCGUUGAUGCCCCUUAACGUUCUAUUUGUGUGAUUCCCGGAGGCAGCCCGCUACUUGCUUUUCAGCCUCACUACGAGCAUCGCUAAAUGGGAUGAGUUGAUCGACUACUUAAUUUAUAUUUUCAAUCUUACAGUUUACUCAAGUGCUAUAUAUUUAUCAACUGGCAAGAGGAGGGGAAGGAGCGGCUGUGAUUUCGUUUUGUAUACUCCUCCCGCGAACGUACAAUGUGCGAGUCAUUCAAUUGACCCUAUUGUGUUUCGGUAAAGAGAUGUGGACCCACUGCUGUGUACAUUAUGUCAACACGGGGCCAGGUGUACAUAUGGUGCUUUUUAAAAGUGGAUUAAUCAGUUCACGUGUGCGGUCAGUGCUUGAAUGUUGGUUCUUUUGGAGCGAUGGUGGUAACUUCCUUGGUGUACAAAGUGAAGUAAACUCGAUGUAAAUACUU